AUGUCUUCAAAACUGACGAAAAAAUUCAGGAAUUCUACUCUAGGAAUUUCCUUGAAUCGAGUAUCACCAAUGAUAACUUCAGAUAAAUCGAUUUUGCAGAAAUCUUUUCAGAAUCAAUAUUCCGUAGUCAGACCUGGUAUUCUUUCUGUAACAGUCCUAGAAGCUAUAGAUUUAAGUCUUCCACCUGGUAUUUCUUCACCAGAGCCAGUAUCGUCUUCAGAAAGGCAUUCUUAUGCAAUGGAUGAAAAAAAUGAGUCUCAUGGCCGUUCUUUGUCUUUUCCGUAUCUCGUUCUUGAGUUUGAUAGGAACCAAGUUUUGGUUGAUGCUUUGGCUGGAUCCAGUACAGUUUGUCAUCCUCGAUGGGAGUAUAAAGUAAAUUUCGAUGUUUUAAAGCCUUCUCAGCUUUCUAUUCAGUGUUAUUUGCGUCAAACUCAAAUACAGAAAGGAGAUGGUUCUGGGAAUUAUAUAUAUUUAGGUGGAAUAAAAUUUUUUCCUAGUUUUUCUGAAAUUUCAUUUAUGGAUGAAUGGAUGCCUAUCCAUAAUGGAACUGGGCAAAUAAGGUUGCAAGUCGCUUAUAAGUCAAAUAAGAAUUCUGUUACAAUAGAUUCAUUUAAAUUGCUUAAAGUUGUAGGUAGAGGCUCAUUUGGGAAGGUAUUACAAGUACGGAAAAUUGAUACCUCGCGCAUUUAUGCUCUUAAAACAAUUAGAAAGGCACAUAUUGUUUCACGGUCUGAAGUAAAUCAUACUUUAGCUGAACGUACUGUUCUUGCUCAAAUUGAUAAUCCUUUUAUUGUUCCUUUGAAAUUUUCUUUUCAAACGUCUGAGAAACUUUAUUUGGUUCUUGCUUUUAUUAAUGGUGGUGAGCUUUUUUAUCAUCUUCAACGUGAAGGACAUUUUGAUCUUUAUCGGUCAAGAUUUUACGCUGCAGAGCUUCUUUGUGCAUUAGAGUGUUUGCAUAGUUUUAAUGUGAUUUAUCGUGAUUUAAAGCCUGAAAAUAUUUUAUUAGAUUAUAUUGGUCAUAUUGCUUUAUGUGAUUUUGGUUUAUGUAAAUUGAAUAUGACGGAAUCCGAAAAAACGAAUACAUUUUGCGGUACACCAGAGUACUUGGCACCUGAACUUUUAUUGGGUCAGGGAUAUACUAAGGCUGUAGAUUGGUGGACAUUGGGUGUUCUCCUAUAUGAAAUGCUUACUGGACUUCCUCCAUUUUAUAAUGAAAAUACAAAUGAAAUGUACCGCAAAAUUUUACAAGAUCCUUUAAAAUUCCCAGAUGAUAUUGACAAAGAUGCAAGGAGCCUAUUAACAGGCCUUUUAAUACGUAAUCCUGAGAAAAGACUGGGUAAUACUGGCGCUUCAGAGAUUAAAUCCCAUCCUUUUUUUUCUAGUAUCGAUUGGAAGAAAUUAUAUGCAAAAAAGAUACAGCCUCCAUUUAAACCAAAUGUGGAAAAUGCUGUUGAUACAAGCAAUUUUGAUCAAGAGUUUACAAACGAAACACCUAUUGAUUCUGUUGUAGAUGAUUCACAUUUAUCUGAAACAAUUCAGCGAAAAUUUCAGAAUUGGAGCUAUCACGGGUCAAAUGUAAUUGAUAAUUGUAAUAAUGCGGUUAAUGAGGGUCUUGGGAAUGUUAGGGAAUAG
Messenger RNA from Pneumocystis jirovecii RU7, 1632 nucleotides. RefSeq lists its product as uncharacterized. Gene Ontology annotation, molecular function: ATP binding; protein serine/threonine kinase activity. NCBI's taxonomy places the organism in Eukaryota, Fungi, Ascomycota, Pneumocystomycetes, Pneumocystales, Pneumocystaceae. The record is from RefSeq and is a predicted model, not a curated record. Bases 1 to 1632 code for a protein of 543 amino acids. Gene Ontology annotation, biological process: protein phosphorylation. The transcript has 9 exons.